Messenger RNA from Guyanagaster necrorhizus, 1746 nucleotides. Its product is annotated as histone deacetylase complex, catalytic component RPD3. NCBI's taxonomy places the organism in Eukaryota, Fungi, Basidiomycota, Agaricomycetes, Agaricales, Physalacriaceae. Gene Ontology annotation, biological process: heterochromatin formation. Bases 200 to 1657 code for a protein of 485 amino acids. The record is from RefSeq and is a predicted model, not a curated record. Gene Ontology annotation, molecular function: histone deacetylase activity. The transcript has 14 exons. Gene Ontology annotation, cellular component: Rpd3L-Expanded complex.
GCAAAGGCCUCCCGCAGCGCAGAUUCAUCAUACGCCAGUUAGGACAAUCAUCAGUUCGAGGCCUCGUAUUCAAUUCUCAAGUCGGAAGACUCUGGGUAGCAGCGCUAUAUCCUAACUUGAGUGCGCCUAACGAAUACAUAAGCUCCGGCAUAAAGUGGCAGACAUAAUUCUGUAACUCUUCUUCCCUGAUACUUCGAACAUGGAAUCUCUGACCGGUGAAUCACAAAAGAAACGCGUCUGCUACUUUUUUGAUUCCGACAUCGGAGGGUUUCAUUAUGGUCCGGGUCAUCCGAUGAAGCCUACAAGGGUGCGAAUGUGCCAUUCACUGGUGAUGAACUAUGGUCUCUAUAAGAAAAUGGAAAUCUUCCGGGCAAAGCCAGCUUCAAAACGCGAAAUGACGCAGUUUCAUUCUGAUGAAUAUAUUGACUUCCUCAACCGCGUUACGCCUAGCAACAUGAAGUCGUUUGUUAAGCAGCAGCACAAAUUCAACGUUUGGGACGAUUGUCCCAUCUUUGAUGGACUUUUCGACUACUGCUCAAUAUCGGCAGGUGGCUCUAUGGAGGGUGCUGCUCGGCUCAGUCGUGACAAGUGCGAUAUAGCCAUUAAUUGGGCCGGAGGUCUCCACCAUGCCAAGAAAGGCGAGGCCAGUGGAUUUUGUUAUGUGAACGAUAUUGUGCUGGGUGUCCUCGAGCUGUUGAGAUAUCAUCAACGCGUGCUGUACAUUGACAUUGAUGUACAUCAUGGUGAUGGUGUGGAGGAAGCGUUUUACACUACCGACCGUGUCAUGACGUGCAGCUUCCAUAAAUAUGGUGAAUUCUUCCCGGGAACAGGAGAGCUCAGGGACAUUGGUGUCCAGAAGGGGAAAUACCAUGCCAUGAACUUCCCACUGAGGGAUGGUAUAUCAGACGAGAAUUACAAGUCAGUGUUCGAGCCAGUGAUCAGACAGGUUAUUGAAACCUUUGACCCCUCGGCGAUAGUACUGCAGUGUGGGACCGAUUCCCUGUCCGGAGAUAAGAUAGGAAGCUUCAAUCUCUCGAUGAAAGGACAUGCCAACUGCGUAAAAUUUGUGAAGUCGUUUAACAGACCUUUACUUCUUGUUGGUGGCGGCGGAUACACCAUGCGGAAUGUGAGCCGCGCAUGGGCUUACGAAACCGGCAUAGCGGUAGGCGUUGAGUUGAGUCCGAAAAUCCCGGUAAACGAAUACUACGAGUACUUCGGUCCAGAAUAUGAGUUGAAUGUUAAGCCUUCAAACGCGGACGAUCUCAAUACGCGUACAUAUCUGGAUAGAGUCAAGCGAAUUAUUUUUGACAACCUGAGACAUAUGGGUGGCCCUCCGAGCGUGCAGAUGCAGGAUAUACCGUCUUUACCUCACGAUGACGAUAUGUAUGACGAUGAUGACGAACUUAUACCUCCUGACGUCCGUCGACACAAGAGAUUAUUAGAUUCCAGAAGGCAGGCCGAUGGAGAGUUGUCUGAUUCUGAUGACGAAGGAGAGGGUGGCCGACGAAAUCAUAGAGGACAUCGCGACUCUGAUGAGAAGCUUGGCACUGGAAUGGUUGGAAUUCUAGCUGCUGGUCUAACGUCUGCACAUGCAGGCCCUAGUGGGCAGACGACUGUGGAAAGGAUUUUGUCGUCGAAGAUGGAUAAUGACGAGUAGGGGAAAUGAAAGAAUCUAGGAGAAAAGAUUUACAUUUCCCCCUGUUUCCCUGUCUUGUCUCGUAGUACAACUUUGAUGCUCUUUGCCAG